AUGGCCACACUCCUGAAGUGGGCCACAAAGGCCCUUAAACGGCCCUUGCCUCCCAUGUGUUUUCCCACCAGCAGCUUCGAGAUUGUCCGUCCCUCAGAGGUCCUUGAAGAGGAACGGUUUGAGCAGUUCAAAAAAGGGCGAUAUUAUCCAGCUAAUAUUGGCGAUGUGAUUAGUUCCAAAUACCAGAUCAUUGGCAAACUUGGUUUUGGGACUACUUCUACAGUAUGGCUUGCUCGUGAUCUUGAAGGGCAUCAAUAUGUGACACUCAAAAUCUACACGCGGGAUGAAGGUAAUCAGGAAGAGUUCCAGAUCUACAAGCAACUGAAUCAGGGGAGUUCAUGGCACCCUGGCCACCCUCAUAUAAGAAAAGCACUGGAUCUCUUCACAAUUCCUCGUUCUGGCGGGGACCAUCCGUGUCUUGUGCAGAAACCAAUGUGGGAGAGCUUUAGGGAUCUACUAUAUCGUAAUCCCAGCCAUCGAUUUACUGAAGAUCUACUCAAAGCUGGUCUAAUGCAGAUCUUCCUUGCCCUUGACUAUCUACACACCGAAUGCAAGCUUGUCCACACCGACAUCAAAAGCGAUAAUAUUCUCCAAGAUAUAGAAGACAAGUCAAUACUUGAAAGUUUUACCCAGGCCGAACUAAAGAACCCUUCACCCCGCAAAAUCGUCAAUGGGUUGCCGGUAUAUGCUUCCCGGCGUUUCGACUUGCCGAAGGUGUUUGGCCGAGCAGUGCUAAGUGAUUUUGGCUCUGCUGUACGGGGAGACGAGAGGAGAAAUCACGAUGCACAGCCAAACAUUUAUAGAUCACCGGAAGUGAUGCUAAAGACGGAUUGGAGUUACCCUGUCGACAUCUGGAAUGUCGGUGUGAUGGUGUGGGAUCUGUUUGAGGGGAGACAUCUUUUCUACGGAAAUGACCCGGAUGGCAAAGGAUACUCAACCCGGGCACAUCUUGCAGAAGUCAUGCGAAUUUUAGGGCCACCGCCUUUAGAUAUGCUCCGGCGUGGAAAACGAAGCCAUGAAUUCUUUACUGAUGAUGGAAAAUGGAAGCAAGACAUAGAGAUCCCGACAGGAGUCAGUUUGGAACUGUCGGAAGAGUUCCUCGAGGGAAGAAACAAGGAGAUGUUUAUAGCUUUCAUGAGAGGGAUGCUUCAGUGGCGGCCUGAAGCUAGGAAGACAGCCAAGGAUCUACUCGAGGAUCCAUGGCUGAAUGAUCAGAUGGAGUAG
This is a messenger RNA of Penicilliopsis zonata CBS 506.65, 1224 nucleotides long. RefSeq lists its product as hypothetical. Gene Ontology annotation, biological process: protein phosphorylation; spliceosomal complex assembly; regulation of mRNA processing. The transcript has 5 exons. NCBI's taxonomy places the organism in Eukaryota, Fungi, Ascomycota, Eurotiomycetes, Eurotiales, Aspergillaceae. The record is from RefSeq and is a predicted model, not a curated record. Bases 1 to 1224 code for a protein of 407 amino acids. Gene Ontology annotation, molecular function: protein kinase activity; ATP binding.